CGACACACACACUCGCACGCACACAUACACAGCCAGAGCUCACGUACGAGACACGGGCAGCGGCGCGAUGCGGUGCGAAUCAAAAACUCGGCAGUUAACGAGAGCUAGGAUGUUCGGCGACUACAUCACCCACCAUUAGUGCGUAGAACGCAGACGAUCCGCCCGCAGUGACGUACGUGCCGACGCAUCCGACGUCGCCACGAUGGCGUACGGACAUCGAGACGGUGUCGUCAUCGCUCUCCGGACGAUGAUAUUUUGCAUACCGCUGCUGCUGCUGCUGCUAACUCCAGUUCUGUCCGCAUCCAUCAGCAUCGCCGCAGACGGCAACGACACACACAUCGUCGUCGCUCGGCCGCCGCCGAGGUUACGUCGCGACAAUCUCGCGCGCUUCAAGGAGACGUUGGAGGCGUUCGCUCGCAGUCGCAGCGACGUCGUAUUCAUCCUCGACGAGUCGGGCAGCAUCGGCGUCGACCGUUUCCCGCACGCCGUCAAAUUCGCCGAGCUCGUGACGCGGCUGUUCAGCGUCACUGCCGACCAAACCCGCGUGGCACUGAUCACCUUCUCCACGCACAGUACGGUGCACUUCAACUACGUGCGCGACCACGAGGGCAACAACAUGUGCACGCUCAUCAAGGACUUGGAUAUCAUAGGCUUCAGCGGCGGAUGGACGAGAACGAGGGACGCGCUGGCGAGAGCCGAGAAGGUGCUGCAGCACGCGCGCGCAGACGCCAACAAGUAA
Molecule: messenger RNA, 739 nt
Organism: Priapulus caudatus
Lineage: Eukaryota; Metazoa; Priapulida; Priapulimorpha; Priapulimorphida; Priapulidae
Product: sushi, von Willebrand factor type A, EGF and pentraxin domain-containing protein 1-like
Exons: 1
Coding region: 203-739 (178 amino acids)
Source: RefSeq, a predicted model, not a curated record